AUGAACGGGAAUUGGAGGAUUGGUUUACAGUCGCACCUUGAUCUGAGUACGUUGACUUUGACGGAAGAGCAAGAUUCCUAUGACCAAACUUCUUCAAAUCCCACGAAGAGAGAGGGAAGUCAUCUUGAGGCUAGGCGCAAGAGGGACAACGGUGAAGUAAACAUUGCCGCGAAUAACGCAGUGGAAAAUAAAAGGCGUGGUAGUUCAACAUACCAGCCGAGCCCAGAUGAUCCGCACCCAGAACAAUCCCAGCCUUUUAGAAGGAAGUCAAGGUCGUCAACGUCAGGAUCAGGAAGUAGAGUCGGUUUCGUCGCAAAUGUGACCAUGAUCGAAAGUGGCAACAAGGUCAAGAGGGGUGUGAUUCACACUGAAGAUAACAAAAAGCCCAAGUCUAAAGGGGUGUUCAGAAGAAAAGAAGACGAAGAGUAUCGUGCAGCUAAAGAGGGCAGACCCAUAUAUCCAGGAGAAUGA
Fomitiporia mediterranea MF3/22 is the source of this 471-nucleotide messenger RNA. RefSeq lists its product as uncharacterized. The coding region runs from base 1 to 471 and encodes 156 amino acids. NCBI's taxonomy places the organism in Eukaryota, Fungi, Basidiomycota, Agaricomycetes, Hymenochaetales, Hymenochaetaceae. The record is from RefSeq and is a predicted model, not a curated record. The transcript has a single exon.